AUGGCGAUGGCAAUGGCGCUUCGCAGGCUUUCAUCUUCGAUCGACAAGCCUCUGCGCCCUCUUUUCAAUGCUGGUUCCAUCUACUUCAAGUCGUCUUUGCCUGACGAAGCUGUCUACGAUAAGGAGCGACCCGGAGUUACGUGGCCCAAGCAGUUGAAUGCUCCACUGGAGGCUGUUGACCCUGAGAUUGCUGAUAUUAUUGAGCUUGAGAAAGCUAGACAAUGGAAGGGGCUGGAACUGAUACCCUCAGAAAAUUUCACAUCUUUGUCUGUCAUGCAAGCGGUUGGGUCGGUUAUGACCAACAAAUACAGUGAGGGGUAUCCUGGUGCAAGAUAUUAUGGUGGAAAUGAGUAUAUUGACAUGGCUGAAACACUGUGUCAGAAGCGUGCCCUGGAAGCGUUUAGAUUGGAUCCCGCUAAAUGGGGAGUGAACGUGCAGCCUCUGUCUGGGUCUCCCUCAAAUUUCCAUGUUUACACUGCAUUGCUUAAACCCCAUGAGAGAAUUAUGGCACUCGAUCUUCCUCAUGGUGGCCAUCUUUCUCAUGGGUAUCAGACUGAUACCAAAAAGAUAUCUGCAGUCUCCAUAUUUUUUGAGACAAUGCCAUAUAGAUUGGACGAAAGUACAGGAUACAUAGACUAUGACCAGUUGGAGAAAACGGCUACACUCUUCAGGCCAAAAUUAAUUGUUGCUGGAGCCAGUGCUUAUGCACGUCUGUAUGAUUACGCACGUGUACGCAAGGUUUGCGAUAAACAGAAAGCUAUAUUAUUGGCAGAUAUGGCACACAUCAGUGGAUUGGUUGCAGCUGAUGUUAUCCCAUCACCUUUUGAUUAUGCAGAUGUAGUUACUACUACAACUCAUAAGUCACUUCGGGGACCACGAGGAGCUAUGAUAUUCUUCAGAAAAGGAGUUAAAGAAAUUAACAAACAGGGAAAAGAGGUUUUCUACGAUUAUGAGGACAAAAUCAACCAAGCUGUUUUCCCUGGACUGCAAGGUGGCCCUCACAACCAUACUAUUACUGGUUUAGCUGUUGCAUUGAAGCAGGCUACUACUCCAGAAUAUAGAGCAUAUCAAGAGCAAGUUCUCAGCAAUAGCUCAAAAUUUGCACAGGCUCUGAGUGAGAGGGGAUAUGAGCUUGUUUCUGGAGGAACUGAGAAUCAUCUAGUUUUGGUGAAUCUGAAAAAUAAGGGUAUUGAUGGCUCCAGGGUUGAGAAGGUGUUGGAAGCAGUUCAUAUUGCGGCUAAUAAAAACACUGUUCCUGGAGAUGUGUCUGCUAUGGUUCCUGGUGGCAUCAGAAUGGGAACCCCUGCUCUUACUUCUAGAGGAUUUGUUGAGGAGGAUUUUGUUAAGGUAGCAGAGUUUUUUGAUGCUGCAGUGAAGUUGGCUGUGAAGAUUAAGGCAGAGAGCAAAGGAACGAAACUGAAGGACUUCUUGGCCACAAUUCAGUCAUCUUCUACUAUACAAUCAGAGAUAGCAAAACUCCGCCAUGAUGUUGAGGAGUAUGCAAAACAAUUUCCAACAAUUGGUUUUGAGAAAGCAACCAUGAAGUACAAGAAUUGA
Messenger RNA from Sphenostylis stenocarpa, 1557 nucleotides. The record is from the annotation of a GenBank genome assembly. NCBI's taxonomy places the organism in Eukaryota, Viridiplantae, Streptophyta, Magnoliopsida, Fabales, Fabaceae.